Molecule: messenger RNA, 1000 nt
Organism: Microtus ochrogaster (prairie vole)
Lineage: Eukaryota; Metazoa; Chordata; Mammalia; Rodentia; Cricetidae
Gene: Mrpl16
Product: mitochondrial ribosomal protein L16
Biological process (GO): mitochondrial translation
Cellular component (GO): ribosome; mitochondrial large ribosomal subunit
Molecular function (GO): structural constituent of ribosome; rRNA binding
Source: RefSeq, a predicted model, not a curated record
GUCCUGGGUGGCUUCCGGCCGCCUAAGCUCAGCGUUUUACGGAGGGAAACUGCUGCUGUCGCCGAGAGAAUCCUGACCCGGCCGCUCGCGUGUGGCCAUGUGGAGGCUGCUGGCGCGCGUCCCCGCGCCGCUCCUGCGAGUGCACUUUUCAGAUUCUUGGGCAGCCCUUCCCACCAGUGCUGGUCUGAAGACCCUCCUCCCGGUGCCAACUUUUGAAGAUGUCUCCAUCCCUGAAAGGUCCAAGCUUAAAUUUGUUGAAAGGGUGCCACUUGUGCCAAAAGUAAGAAGAGAACCUAAAAAUCUGAAGGACAUACGCGGACCCUCAACUGAAGCCACUGAAUUUACAGAAGGCAAUUUUGCAAUUUUGGCACUAGGAGGUGGUUAUCUCCACUGGGGCCAUUUUGAAAUGAUGCGCCUGACAAUCAACCGCUCUAUGGACCCCAGGAACAUGUUUGCCAUAUGGCGAGUGCCAGCCCCUUUCAAGCCCAUCACUCGCAAAGGUGUCGGGCAGCGCAUGGGGGGAGGCAAAGGUGCCAUUGAUCACUAUGUGACCCCUGUGAAGACUGGCUGCCUCAUAGUAGAGGUGGGUGGACGCUGUGAAUUUAAGGAGGUCCAGGGUUUCCUGAACAUGGUGGCCCACAAGCUGCCCUUUCCAGCAAAGGCUGUGAGCCGUGAGACUCUAGAAAAGAUGCGCCAAGAUCAAAAAGAAAGAGAACGUAACAACCAAAAUCCCUGGACCUUUGAGCGCAUAGCCACGGCCAACAUGCUUGGCAUACGGAAAUUCCUGAGCCCAUAUGACUUGACACAGAAAGGGCAAUAUUGGGGCAAAUUCUACCUGCCGCAGCGUGUGUAGAGGAAGCACAGACUCCUGAAACUGAGUCUGCGUCUCUGCCGUCUUUAGAGUCUGGUGAUUCUUGGAUCGUAACUGGGCACAUGAGCAAGGGACUUGUGAAAAGCUGAGCUGUCAGAUUGUUUCUAUUAAAGUGUGAGUGUAACUCGA